Papaver somniferum (opium poppy) is the source of this 2175-nucleotide messenger RNA. RefSeq names its product probable protein phosphatase 2C 46. Gene Ontology annotation, molecular function: cation binding; protein serine/threonine phosphatase activity. Gene Ontology annotation, biological process: protein dephosphorylation. The coding region runs from base 514 to 1704 and encodes 396 amino acids. The record is from RefSeq and is a predicted model, not a curated record. Lineage: Eukaryota; Viridiplantae; Streptophyta; Magnoliopsida; Ranunculales; Papaveraceae. The transcript is spliced from 5 exons.
CAGCCUAGAAAGAGAAGAGAGAAAGAGUUUGUUUCAGUUUUGCCCAAUCGACACAUAGACUUCAGAGUCAGUCCAUUUGAUAUCUUCUCAUUCUUUUUCUUUUCUUUUAUCUCAAUUCUCACACCUAUAUCACUCACAAUCAAAAGAAAAAGAAGGAAGAAACAAAAAGCUUAUCAUCAAUCUGAUUUGAUGGAUCUUUCAGAUCUAAUGCUUUCACAACCACAUGGAUUGUUAUUCUUUUCAACUUAACCCUUUUUAUUUAGAUCUCCAUUGCCUUCUUCCAGCUGUAGAAAGAAACUGAUCACAACAGAAAGAAGAAGAAGAAGAAGAAGAAGAAGAAGAAGAAGAAGAAGAAGAAGAAGAAAAUAGAAGCUGUUUGAAAAAGAAUUAUUUGAUUAUCAAAUUGUUGAUUCUACACUCUCCAAAGGAAAGGAGUAGAAAAGUGGAGGAUCGGAUAUUGUUACAUUCAUCAUAAAUGUGGAGAAAUUGGAGGCUGUUUCAGUGAGAUGAGGGAUGUUAGCAGGGUUGAUGAACUUUUUGAAAGCCUGCUGGCUACCGUCCGACCAUUAUGGACAGACGGGUUCAGACACGGUGGGUUGGCAGGAUGGACUUCUCUGGUACAAAGACAGUGGCCAACACAUGAAUGGAGAUUUCUCAAUGGCCGUUGUUCAGGCCAAUAAUUUACUUGAGGAUCAAAGUCAGCUUGAGUCGGGUCCCCUGAGCUUGCUCGAGUCUGGUCCUUAUGGAACUUUUAUUGGAGUAUACGAUGGGCAUGGUGGACCUGAGACUGCACGCUUCGUCAACAAUCACCUUUUCCAACAUCUCAAAAGAUUCGCCACCGAACAAAAAUCCAUGUCUGUAGAUGUGAUUCGAAAAGCAUAUCAGGCAACAGAAGAGGGUUUUCUCUCUGUGGUUACUAAACAAUGGCCAAUAAAACCUCAAAUUGCAGCUGUUGGUUCUUGCUGCCUUUCCGGUGUUAUUUGUGGUGGGACUCUAUACAUUGCAAACCUGGGUGAUUCCCGGGCAGUUUUAGGGAGAGUAGUCAAGGCUACUGGGGAGGUUCUUGCGGUCCAGUUAUCAGCUGAGCACAACGCUAGCAUAGAGUCUGUGAGACAGGAGCUGCGUGCAGCACAUCCUGAUGAUCCACACAUAGUAGUUUUAAAGCAUAAUGUGUGGCGUGUAAAGGGCCUCAUUCAGAUUUCUAGAUCUAUUGGUGAUGUGUACUUGAAAAGAGCUGAGUUCAACAGGGAGCCUUUGUUUGUUAAGUAUCGCCUUCGUGAACCUUUCAAAAGACCUAUACUGAGUGCAGAUCCUGCAAUUUCCAUGCACCAGCUGCAACCACACGAUCAGUUUCUUAUAUUUGCAUCUGAUGGGUUGUGGGAGCAUCUAACCAAUCAGGAGGCAGUCGAUCUAGUUCAGAAACAUCCACACAGUGGAAUUGCUCGAAGGCUAGUGAAAACUGCACUGCAAGAAGCAGCAAAGAAAAGAGAAAUGAGAUACUCAGACUUGAAGAAAAUAGAUCGUGGAGUUCGUCGACAUUUCCACGAUGACAUAACAGUCAUUGUUGUAUUUCUUGAUCCAAAUCUUGUUAGCAGGGCCAGUACAGUAAGAGGUCCAACAAUAUCUGUAAGAGGGGGCGGGAUCAACAUCCCUGCUAACACCCUCGCACCAUGUACCACUCCUACAGAACUAGGUAGCACCUGAAGAAUCCAACUGGAUGUUUCUCUACUAUGCCAAAUGCAGCACCGCACUUUGGGUCCUAUACAUGAACGAGCAUCAAUCAUAACACUCGCAACAGUGCUGCUAUCCAAGAGAAAAAACAAUCAUGAAGAACUCCUUCGUGUAUUCAAUGUACACUACAAACUUUUAACUUUGUGGGAGGAGAAGAGAAAUUUUAGAAGCAUAGUUGCUAAGCAGAAGACAAGAAAAAAAAAGACAGAAGUUCAAGGGUGAAUUGUUGGUAGAAUGUCUCUGUUUAUAGUAGUUUUUCUUAUGCUAAGCAGAAGACAAGAAAAAAAAAGACAGAAGUUCAAGGGUGAAUUGUUCCAUCUUAUGCUUAGUAGUUUUCUUCUUUUUCUUUCUUUUAGAGAAUGGGGUAAAUUAUCUUUAAAAUUUUUGUAAAUUGUAUGUUACAACUUACACCAUGUUUAUUAAUGUAAGUUUUUCUUCAUCCCC